CCGUUGUAGCUAGGUAGGUAGGCAAUUAAUUCACUUCAUUCAAUUCUUCUUCUCAAUACCUACCUACACAUACUUUAUCAAUUCUUUCAUUUCUUUCAAUUCCCGCUCACUCCGUAUCAAUAUCUACAACAGUGAUCAAACUUCCAUCUGUUCAGCUUAUUAACAAUCAUUCUUCGUCUUUGCGAAGAUCUAUCGUCAUCUCCACUUUACAUUCUACCUAUAGUCUACCUACCUACAGUCUACUCCGAUAUACCAUGCGCCUAUCUACCUUCUGAAUUACCCAUCCAGCUGAGUUGGAACACCACCACAACCGAUCACCCACUUCCAAGGUAGUCAAAACAACGCCACAAAGGGACAUCGUGCUUUCGUGCUUUCGUGGUUCUGUGAUUUGCGAAACCAGAAAAAAAAAAAAAGAGGUGUGGUAACACGAAGCGGGAAGCCUUGAUCAUAGUCAAGAGCGGGGCUGAUAUCUUUCAGUCCUAUCUUCACACCUUUUACUUAAGGUCAUCUCACUGUCUAGUAUACACUUACAUUUGUGGCUAUUCUAAAAAAAACUUGGGAAUAAUGGCUGCACAGUCAGGAAAUCCUCGAACGAAUCGAGGAGAGACUUCUCUUGACGCGGCAAUGCGAGCGCCUUCUACUACCACUCCAGAUGUCGUCGUUCUCAGCUUUGUGGACGAGGAUAAAAAGGUCAAAGAAGUGGCAGAUCCUAAAAAGGACCUUUGGGUAUCUAGUGUCGAUGGUCGCUAUUCAUCACCGAUGAUACCGAUCCGUGUCGGACCUCAUGCCCAAACCUUUUAUGUUCACCGCGAUAUACUCACCAAAUCGGAAUACUUCAGAAAGGCGUUGGAUGGAGGGUUCAAAGAAGCCCAAGAUCAAGCUCUCGAUUUACCCGAGGAAAAUCCUACGCUGUUCGAGUUUGUCAUCGCGUUCCUCUAUGAGUCAAAGUACUCUCCUUUGCGUCCUGUCGCAGAAAUCCUCGUCGUCGAACCCGAAAAGGGUAAAGGAAAAGAGCAGAACGAAGAUGGAAAUGCUUCGGGUAGUGAUGAUGGAUCAGAUAGUGGAACCGCAAGCGAUGAAAGUGCCAGAAGUCGGAGAAGACGCGAAACUCGUCGCAGACGUCAAGAGCGAGCCUGGGAACAAAGACAACGAAAGGAAUCUGGACGUCAUCGGCCGGAUUGCAAUUGUGCUCAAUGUACUGUGGAAACCUUUGGUCCAACCUGCUGGAACUGUGGCGUAACGAGAAGAAUACCUCCACCCAGAAAUCGUUGGAUGAAUGGUCUCCCACCACCACCUCAGCCAAUGCCGGUCAUAGCUCGUAAUGGUUAUCCUCAAGCCCCUGGCCCGAGAGAUCGUAGAAGAGGCUCUCGAAACAAUGCGGUGGAUGAGCCCCCUGUAGAGGAGAGAAUGUCUCAAGAAGAUUUGAGAACCUGGUCAAUUGCGUAUUCUAUAAGCGUCGAUGUUUACGUUUGCGCCGAGAGAUAUCUCAUGCAGGACUUCAAAAGCUGUAUAUCCGCAUUCAUCGUCAAUAAUUUCGAAGUUGCUGGAUCAGAUGCUGCACUACCUUCAGUCUUGAAAUCAUGUAAGACUUUAUAUGAUGGCGUAAGCUCAAUGGAUCCUCUGCUCAAAAAAGUCUUUGCUAGAGUUGGUUUCUUGCAAGCUAGAUUGUGGAAGAAGUAUCCGGAGGAAACCUCAAGCUUCUUCAUGGACAAUCCGGAACUAUCGACGCUGAUUCUUAAGGAAAUGGCCGAGAGGAGAGAGGAGGAUGUCAAAGAUGAUUUGCCUGCUAUGGAUCGUCCUCCAUUGCCACCUUUGCCAAGAGAAGACAUAAUGCAAGGUCCGAGACGUCGAAAUUAUGGUCCAAUGCCUUAUCACUAACUUUGACAAGACUUUAGACCGCAACAGGCACCACAACGAUGGUACCAUAUGACCUGAUAUACUCUCAUGCAUAUACAUCAAAACAUGCAUUAUUUUUCCUUUUAUUUAUGGGAUCAAGGAUCACGAUGGAGCAAGGGCUCACAUUUCCAUUUUUUUUUAGCGUUCUUUUCUUCUCAUCUGGGAUACUUGAAAAUGGAGCUUUGGGAUACCUUGCAUAGUGAUGCGCACCUUCUCCUUAUACCCUCAGCGUUAUGAAAGCAAAGACUAUUGGGGAGGAUUGGAGUUUAACGGCAGGUCUUGGUCUUGAUCACGUUUACCAGCAUUAACUUUAUUUAGCACGGAAAAAUACAUAUUUCGGUGUAGCAAAGCCCGAUAUUUUAAUCC
This is a messenger RNA of Botrytis byssoidea, 2262 nucleotides long. RefSeq lists its product as uncharacterized. The transcript is spliced from 3 exons. NCBI's taxonomy places the organism in Eukaryota, Fungi, Ascomycota, Leotiomycetes, Helotiales, Sclerotiniaceae. The record is from RefSeq and is a predicted model, not a curated record. Gene Ontology annotation, molecular function: protein binding. Bases 565 to 1878 code for a protein of 437 amino acids.